Odobenus rosmarus divergens (Pacific walrus) is the source of this 1881-nucleotide messenger RNA. RefSeq names its product ADAM metallopeptidase domain 32 (gene ADAM32). Gene Ontology annotation, cellular component: plasma membrane. Lineage: Eukaryota; Metazoa; Chordata; Mammalia; Carnivora; Odobenidae. Gene Ontology annotation, molecular function: metalloendopeptidase activity. Bases 1 to 1881 code for a protein of 626 amino acids. The transcript is spliced from 16 exons. Gene Ontology annotation, biological process: binding of sperm to zona pellucida; cell adhesion; proteolysis. The record is from RefSeq and is a predicted model, not a curated record.
AUGGGGAUCUUCUUAAGUCGAGAACAGAUAUCCUAUAUUAUUGCAAUAGAUGAGAAGCCAUACACUGUACACCUUAAGCAAAGUUUGUUUUUAGCACAUAAUUUUAUGGUUUAUUUGUAUAAUCAAGGAUCUGUGAAUUCUCAUCCUUCAGAUAUUCAGGCUCAGUGCUACUACCAGGGGCAUAUUGAAGGACAUCCGAAUUCUGUUGUGACACUCAGCACGUGCUCUGGAUUGAGAGGAAUACUGCAAUUUGAAAAUGUUUCUUAUGGAAUCGAGCCUCUGGAAUCUGCAGUUGAAUUUCAACAUCUUCUUUAUAAAUUGAGUGGAAACAGUGAAUUUGAAGAUCUUACUGAAGAUAACCAAGGCAUAGAACAAAACCCAGUGGACUAUAACAUUUUUGUAAGUGAAAAGUCAGAAUCAGCUGUUCCAGAUUUAAUUCCUCUUUAUCUAGAAAUGUGUAUUGUGGUGGAUAAAGCUUUGUAUGAUUACUUGGGCUCUGAUAGCAUGAUAGUAACAAAUAAAGUCAUCGAAACUAUUGGCCUCGUAAAUUCGAUGUUUGCCCAAUUUAAAGUUACUGUUGUGCUGUCAUCGUUGGAGAUGUGGUCAGACAAAAAUAAGAUUUCCACAGUUGGUGAGGCAGAUGAAGUAUUGCGUAGAUUUUUAGAAUGGAAAAAGUUCUAUCUUACUCUGAGGCCUCAUGAUGUUGCAUAUUUAUUCAUCUAUAGAGAUCAUCCAGAUUAUGUGGGAGCCACAAUUCCUGGAAAGAUGUGUGUUAACCAUUAUUCUGCUGGAAUUGCUUUGUACCCCAAGGAGAUAACUUUGGAGGCAUUUUCCAUUAUUGUUACGCAGAUGCUCGGACUCAGUCUGGGAUUAUCAUAUGAUGACACAAAGAAAUGUCGCUGUUCCGGAGCCAUUUGUAUAAUGAAUCCAGAAGCUAUGCAAUCAAGUGGUGUGAAGACGUUUAGCAGUUGCAGUUUGAGUGACUUUGAAAAUUUCAUUUCAAAUAUGGGUGCCAAAUGUCUUCAGAAUAAGCCACAAAUGCGAAGAAGCAUGGUAGCAAUCUGUGGCAAUGGCAAAGUGGAGCUAGGUGAAGCGUGUGACUGUGGUACUGAGGAACAAUGUGGAGCUGCUCCCUGUUGUAAUUUUCGUACUUGUACGCUGAAACCAGGAUCACAGUGUGAUGCAGGAUUAUGCUGCAGGGACUGUCAAAUUGAAAGAGCAGGUGUUCAGUGUAGGGGAGCAAAACAUCAUGAAUGUGAUAUUGCUGAGUUUUGUGAUGGAAGCUCACCGCAGUGUCCAUAUGAUGUAACUAUACAGAAUGGACAUGUAUGUAAAGAAAAAUAUAUGUGUUAUGAUGGAGGCUGCCAGGAUCCAGAUGCACGUUGUGAGAUCACAUUUGGAAAAGGUUCAAAAAAUGCACCAUUUGCCUGCUAUGAAGAAGUACACUCUCAAGGUGAUAGGUUUGGGAACUGUGGUCAUAAAAGAGGCAGUUAUCAAUACUGUCUAUGGAGGAAUCUUCAAUGUGGAAGAUUAGUUUGUACUUAUCCUACUCGAAUUCCUUUUUACAGAGAAAAUGGUGCUGUGAUUUAUGCUUUUGUACGAAAUGAUUUAUGUGUAUCUGUAUUCUACAAAUCGGCUCAAUCACAAGAAGAUCCAAUGGUAGUCUUAAGUGGCUCUCCUUGUGAUAUAGGGAGGGUAUGUAUAAAUCGUGAAUGUGUAGAAUCAAGGAUCCUUAUGGAUUAUUCAAAGCUUUGUUCACAGCAGUGCAGAGGACAUGGAGUAAGUAAGCACAAAAUUUAUGUUUCCCCAAAUGACAUCUAUCUUGGACACUUUAUAGCAUCAUUUAAUUUACUCAACAUUUAUCAUGUUUCUUUUAUUUGA